AUGCGUGCGCUGCACGCUAACCGGCUCAAGCUGGUCCCCGGCCCUGCUGACGUGGCGGGCCACCCGCGCAAGUGGUCCCCACCGCCGCCGCAGGACGGCAUCCCAUUGGACGAGCGCCCCGAGUGGCUGCGCGACGAGGCGCUGCCGUUUCUGGAGCUGUUCGCGCGCAACGUGAGGAAGUUUCCGAGCAAGGCGGCGGUGACGUGGGUGGAAGAGAAGGGCGCGAUCAAGCAGUCGUACACCUAUGAGGAGCUGAAGAGGGACGUGGAGAAACUCAACCCUUCCCCCUCCUUUCUUCCCUCCCCCCUUCUGUCCACCCUCGUUCCUGACGGUGCUGCAGGAGUGAUCGCGGUGCCAGUGUACCCGCCCAACCCCCGUGAGCUGAAGAGGGACGUCGAGACGCUCACUCGUUCCUCGCCCUUCCCCCUCACUCCCCCUUCUGUCCACCCUCUUUCCUCUCGUGCUGCAGGGGUGAUAGCGGUGCCAGUGUACCCGCCCAACCCCCGAGAGCUGAAGAAGGACGUGGAGAAGCUCACUCGCCUUGUCAACGACUGUGGGGCGCGCAUUGUGCUCUCCACGUCCGAGUAUCGCUCCAAGAUCCGCCUGUCACUGCUGAAGCUCGUGCGCUGGCCAGGAGAGCACUGGUACAACACCGACGGCAUCAAGCCUCUCAGCCGCAACGCGGACGAGAAUGGCAACAGCAGCAGCAACGAGAAUGGCACUGGCAGUAGCAGCAGCGGUGAUGAUGAGAUCGCGUUUCUGCAGUACACGUCCGGGUCGACUGCGGAUCCCAAGGGCGUCAUGAUCACGCACACCAACAUCGCCCAUAAUGUCAUGUUCAUCCGCAGGACCCUUCGCAUGCAUUCCGGGAUCCGCUUCUUCAGCUGGCUUCCUCAGUACCACGACCUGGGGCUGAUAGUGGCGUAUCUGAGCACGCUCACAGCGGGCGGCAGUGGCGUGUACAUGUCGCCCAUCGACUUCAUCCACCGCCCCGCCUCCUGGCUGCAGUGGAUGAGCCGCCUCAAGAUCACCCACACAGCAGCACCUAAUUUUGCUCUCAACCUCGCCACGCGCAAGUUCGUCCCCUCCAGAGAUGCAGCCCUGCCCGCCCCCUUCCUCUCCGCCUCCCUCCCACCCUCCUCCUUCCCCACCCCUCCCAACCCCUCUUCCUCCCCCUCCACCGCUCUCAACCCAUCGGCUGCGCUUCCCACCACUCUGGACCUCUCGUCGCUGGAGUGCUUUCUGAACGCGGCCGAGCCGGUGCGGCCAGAGGCGAUAGAGCGGUGGAAUGCGGUGCUGGGGCGGUACGGGUGGGACCCGUGCGGCAUGUGCCCGUGCUACGGGCUGGCAGAGCAUGUGGUUGGCGUGUCAGGGUGGGGCAGCAAGCUGCUGCAUCUCCCAGACAUCAUCCUCCACAGCAGCGGUCACCUCGCCACGUACCCAGUGGACGGGCGGGUGGUCAUCGUCAACCCCGAGACAAGGGAGGAGUGUGCUGAGGGUGAGGAGGGCGAGAUCUGGGCGCGCAGCUGCCACGUGGCGCGUGGCUACUGGGGCAAGCCGGAGCUGUCAGAGGAGACCUUCCGGGCGCGAAUGAAGGAAGGUGCACCGGGCUCGGACAGUGGAGCCUAUCUGCGCACGGGGGAUCUGGGGCUGGUGGUGGCGCAGCAGCUGUUCAUCACAGGGCGCAUCAAGGACCUCAUCAUCGUGGGCGGCAAGAACUACUACCCGCAGGACCUCGAGCUGACAGUGGAGGCCGUUUCAGACAGCAUCCGCCCCGGCUGCUGCGCUGCCUUCAGCGUGAACAAGAUGAGCCACGGGGCGGCAGCGGGCGGCAAGAAAGGGACAGCAGACAAGGGAGAGGAAGCAGGGGAGAAGGGAGAGGAGGAGGAGGUGGUGGCAGUGGUGGUGGAGGUGAAAGCGGUGGCGCAGGAGGGGUGGUGGCGGGGAGGUGGAGGAGGGGGGAGCGGGGAGGGUGGGUUGACGAAGCAGCAGAUGAAUGAGCUGGCGGGGGAGAUUCGGAGCGCGGUGGUGCGCGCGCAUGGCGUCAUGCCCGCCAUUGUGGCUAUCAUCCCGCCCCGCACGAUCCCCAAGACCACGAGUGGCAAGAUUCGGCGUAAGGAGACGAGCCACCGACUCACUGCAGGGGCACUGAACGUGCUCAACAGUAACUCGCACAUGGAGGGAGGCGCAGGAGAGACCAUUGAGAGUCUGCACUCUAUUCCCGAGCCUUCUGAGUCGAAGGGAGGAGAGGAGGACGUGGUGGUUAUCGAGGAGGAAAGCUCUGCUGAGGUGGCUCGGAAAGAGGUGCUGAUUGGCCAAGAGGAGAGUGAAAGUGGGGAAAGGGAGGAGGCAGCAACCAGCAAGAAGGUGGAUGAGGAGGAUGAGGGACAGGUGGAAGGAAAAGGGAUGACUCAGGAAACAGCUGUGGAGGUGGAGGGAGGGGAAGCUGGAGAUGGGGCGAGUGUUGCUGCAGCAGCUACUGUAGUAGAUGCAGGAGCAGGGGUGCGGACUGAGGGAGCAGAUGAAGUAGAGGAGGAAGCAAAUGUAGUGGCACCACUGGCAGUGGCAUCAGAAGCAGCAGCAGCAGCAGCAGCAGCAGAGGGCGAGGUGGCAGGGGCAAAGGAUGGGCAGGGCAAAGAUGCAGAAGGGGAUGGGGCUGCGGAAGCUGAGGAGGAUGUUGGUGCGGCCAAGUGGGAUGGCAUGGGUGUGGAGGCAGCUGUGAAGGCCAUCAUGGGGAUCCAUGACCUGGAGAUUGCCGGAGAGCCACUGCUGAUCGACAUAGGCCUCACGUCCAUGAAUGGCAUGGAGGUGCUCGAGCUGCUUGAAAGGCGCUGUGACCGCAGACUUGUUGUCGAUGACAUGGAGCGACUCACCAUUGGACAUUUGCGCCGGCUGGAUCAGGGCAUUCCUCUCCCUGACACAUUCGAGAGUGAUGAUGAGGAUGAGGAUGAAUGA
Molecule: messenger RNA, 2955 nt
Organism: Closterium sp. Yama58-4
Lineage: Eukaryota; Viridiplantae; Streptophyta; Zygnematophyceae; Desmidiales; Closteriaceae
Source: the annotation of a GenBank genome assembly